GUUUAGGAUGGGAUAACACACGUGAAACAGUGGUCGCUGACAAUGAAUGGUGGGAACGUAAAAUUAAGCAAGACAGAAGGUGCGCAAAGUUUCGAAAUCAUGGGAUUGAGAAUCGAGAAGCACUUCAAUUUCUGUUUGGGGGACAAGGAGCAACCGGGUUAUAUGCUCUUAAUCCAUUGAUGGUACACAUAUACCUGCAGUUAUUCCACAGGACGCACGAGUGCCAUAUAUUGGAAGGAAAGGGGUGACUACUCAGAAUGUGAUGGCUGUUUGUGACUUCGAUAUGCUGUUCACAUUUGUAUGCGCCGGAUGGGAAGGUUCUGCACAUGAUUCUCGUAUAUUUCACGAGAUACUUGGAAAUGAUAAUAAUAAUUUCCCUCAGCCUCCUCAAGGUAAAUAUUAUUUGGUCGAUGCCGGUUAUCCUAAUCAACGGGGAUAUCUUGCACCAUAUAAAGGACAAAGGUAUCACCUUGAAGUUUUUCAAAAUGGUCCGGAGCCUCAAGGUCCCCGUGAGGCAUUCAACCGUGCUCAUUCGUCUCUUAGGAGUGUUAUUGAGCGGACUUUUGGGGUUUUAAAAAAAAAGUGGUUGAUCUUAUCACGAAUGCCAUCAUAUUCGUUUGAAACUCAAGUGAAGAUUGUAGUGGCUUGUAUGGCGCUACAUAAUUUCGUACGCUUGCACAAACUUGAGGAUGAAGAUUUUACUACGUACAAUGACGAAUCGGUCAACGUCAAUGCUACUUAUGGCUAUGCAAAUGAGGUCGACGUCGGGGUAUUAGAAGAUAUUGAAAUGACGACUUUACGAGAUAUGAUUGCAGCAGAAUUAUUUGAAAUAUAA
Molecule: messenger RNA, 835 nt
Organism: Tripterygium wilfordii
Lineage: Eukaryota; Viridiplantae; Streptophyta; Magnoliopsida; Celastrales; Celastraceae
Exons: 4
Coding region: 263-835 (190 amino acids)
Source: RefSeq, a predicted model, not a curated record